Molecule: messenger RNA, 902 nt
Organism: Betta splendens (Siamese fighting fish)
Lineage: Eukaryota; Metazoa; Chordata; Actinopteri; Anabantiformes; Osphronemidae
Gene: psenen
Product: presenilin enhancer, gamma-secretase subunit
Exons: 4
Coding region: 171-476 (101 amino acids)
Biological process (GO): Notch receptor processing
Cellular component (GO): gamma-secretase complex
Source: RefSeq, a predicted model, not a curated record
UCAUCCUCUGGUGCAGUAGAUGGCGACACUUUAGCAUGUUUCCGCAAGAAGAAACGAAAAGACACGAAGAAGAACGACUUCGAAGGGGGAAGUGGUGUUUCUUUUUAUGCUAAUUUGCGACGAAUCUGAACGUUUGCCCUGAUAUAUCAGCAGGUCCACACAAGUUCGCAAUGAAUCUGGAACGACUGCCCAACGAGGAGAAACUAAAUCUGUGUAGAAAGUAUUACUUAGGUGGAUUUGCAUUUCUGCCCUUCCUGUGGCUGGUCAAUGUUGUCUGGUUUUUUCGUGAAGCAUUUUUCAAGCCAGCCUAUACUGAACAACUCCAGAUUAAAACAUAUGUGAAGCGGUCAGGACUAGGGCUGCUGUUAUGGGUGGCAGUACUCACCACAUGGAUUACCAUUUUCCAGCACUACAGAGCACAGUGGGGGGAAGUGGGAGACUAUCUCUCUUUUACAAUUCCACUGGGAAUUCCUUGAGAUAUUUUGUAACCACAGCUGAAAAAUAACUUGACCUGAUCCACUACAAUGGACCAAAGAUUUUUUUUCCAACUACAAUGAAAUAUUUUGGUUAUUUCUUGGCAUUAAAUACAUGGAGUACACUGAGUAAUGUUAGCAGGUAAAUCUUACACAAAGAAAAUUGUUGUAGGACUUGGAAAUUUGCUUUUGCCUAGGCAAAACUCUUACAUUGGUUCAAUAGUUAUUGUUUAGUCAACGUUGUUAACAUGACAACAGUAUAUCUAGAAUUAUCUAAUAAUGAAGCUGGAAGGGAGUUUAGUGAGAACAUUCAAGAACUAAUCCAGAAAGUUUUUCUUUCUUAUUGUGCAGGUUAGUAUUAGUGUAUGACUGUGCCCUAAAACUGUUUUUACGUGUGUGAAUGAGAAAUUAAAAUAUUUGUACUUCAAA